Messenger RNA from Lotus japonicus, 805 nucleotides. Its product is annotated as cell wall / vacuolar inhibitor of fructosidase 1-like. Lineage: Eukaryota; Viridiplantae; Streptophyta; Magnoliopsida; Fabales; Fabaceae. Gene Ontology annotation, molecular function: enzyme inhibitor activity. The record is from RefSeq and is a predicted model, not a curated record. The transcript has a single exon. Gene Ontology annotation, biological process: negative regulation of catalytic activity. The coding region runs from base 62 to 628 and encodes 188 amino acids.
AAGAAGCUUUGCUCAUUCCUCCACACACCCUUCAUUCCUAGUCACUCAUUCACACAACAAAAUGAAAAGUAACUCAACCUCUGUUCUCUCUGUUCCUCUCCACACCCUUCUUGUAUCUUUUCUUCUCUUCACACUCACACAUUCCUCUACUCUUGUCAAAGAUGGUGGAGAUGGUGGUGAUUUGGUGGACCAAAUAUGCAAAAAGACACCCUUUUAUGACCUCUGCAGCACAAUCCUCCACUCAAAUCCUCUAACUCCAAAGACUGAUCCAAAAGGCAUGGCCCUCAUCAUGGUCAACAACAUUCUAGCAAAUGCCACUGACACUCUUAAUUACAUUGAAAUGUUGAUUAAGCAAACCUCAGAUCAACAGUUGGAGCAGCAAUUAGCAUUUUGUGCUGAGUCAUACAUCCCAGUUGUGAAGUACAUUCUCCCACAAGCUGCUGAUGCUAUAAACCAAGGUAGAUUUGGGUUUGCAAAUUACUGCAUAUUUGAUGCUGAGAAGGAAUUGGAUGCUUGCAACAAGAAAUUCUCAGGCUCAGCAAAAUCACCAUUAGGUGAUAGAACUAGCAUUGUGCAACAGCUGGUGGAUGUGGCUGAAGCUAUAGUCAAACUAUUAAUACAUGGCUGAUUAUUUUAAUUUUAAUUUUUUUGUCUCUCUCCCCUGGCCUCUCAUUUCUAGUAGGAUUCUUAAUCAGUGUUCAUAUUAGUAUUCAAUAAAUAAGUGUUUUUGCAUGGUUGAGCUUGUAUGUGCAAAUUAUAUUAUAGUAGUUUGAAGGAGGUUUAUACACCACAAGUUUUCUGACAA